AUAUAUACAUAUACAUGAUGGGCUUCUUUCAGAUUCCAUCCACUAAAUCCAGUUACAACACUUUGGUCAGUUUGAUGCUAUAGUAGAAGACACUUGCCCAAGGUACUACACAUUGGGACUGAACCUCGAAUCAUGUGGCUGGGAAGCAAAUUUAUUAACACUCAGUUACGCCUAUACCUAUGCUUAGACAUUCUACAUAUAAAAUCGAUGGAGAAUAAUUAGUGAGUAAAACAACUUUAUUCUUCUUUCAGGUUAUAAAAAAUAUUCACAAAAUGUGAUGAGGUCAGAAUUCAAAAACCUCAGUCUCGCAGCUGAAAUGACUAAAGAUUGAGAUAAUGUUUUUUAGACAGACAGCUCCGACAAUCGAUACAGAAUGGAGAUUUCACACAACUAGUGAUAUUUUACUGUAUGGAUAUUUAUAUGCCUGGUUAAGUGAUUUCCUUGAGGGAAUGAUUUACCACAGAUAGAUGAAGUAUUGAAGGCUGAUCUCAAAAUCUUGAACCUUACAAAGGAGAUGACAGACGACCGAGAUAUGUGGUGUAUUGCUGUACUGGAGAAGACCUGCCCACCACAACGGAAUUGGGAUCCUGAUACCAAGGUGUUAUGUAAAAAGCACUCGAGAUGGGGCUGUGUCUGAAUCACCCAGUACACUCUGUGCAGUGGUUGGCAUUAGGAAAGUUAUCCAGCCAUAGAAACCAAGCCAAAACAGACUAUGGAACCUGGUGCAGCCCCUAGCCUCGUCAGUUCCUGCCAAGCCAUGGAAAACAGGAUAUCAGAUGACAUUGGAUUUAAAGAAUUAUGUUUUACCCUGGAUGUGUCACCAAUAUUUAUCAUCAUUCAAGAACCAAAAGAACAUGUUAUUUUUUUCAUAAAACCUGUGAUAUGUUUCCUCAGAACUGAAGUAUAUAGUAAAAAAAAAAACAAUGUCUUUACUUCAUUGUCUGAAAUGUGUACCUGAAGGAUGUGGAUUCUAAUUUAAUUCACAUUACAAAGUAAUUAGCAGCAUCCACAGAUAUUGACUAAAAUUACAGUUGAUAUAAAUAUUCUUUUCUACUCUAGGUACAAGGCCUGAAAUUUUGGGGGAGGGGGCCAGUUGACCAGAUUGACCCCCCAGUACACAACUGGUACUUGAUUUAUCGACCCCAAAAUGAUGAAAGGCAAAGUCAACCUUGGUAGAAUUUGAACUCAGAACAUAGCGGAAGAUGAAAUACCACUAAGCAUUUUGCCUGGCGUGCUAGCGUUUCGUUUCUAUUCUAGGCACAAGGCUCAAAAUUUAUGGGGAGGGAGCCAGUCGAUUACAUUGACCCCAGUACAUAACUGGUACUUAAUUUAUCUACCCCCGAAAGGUUGAAAAGUAAAGUCGACCUCGGCGGAAUUUGAACUCAGAACGUAAAGACAGACGAAAUACUGCUAAGCAUUUUGCCUGGUGUACUAGCAUUUCUGCCAGCUUGCUGCCUUAGUUGAUAUACAAAUAUUGCAAAAGAAAUAUGUCUUAGGAAUUAAAUAUAUGUGUGUGUGUGUGUGUGUCUGUAACUGUUCAGAAGAAAAACACUUGUGUAGUAUGGUGAGAGAAGAAAAAUUAUGGAAAAUGAAUUGUGUGAGAGCACAGGUAAAUAUGAAACACAAACUGAAAUGUUUGGUUUUUCUGAUGAGACACCAAAAGAUUCCGAAACAGCAUUAUACCAGUGUGAUAUAUGUAAAAGAUCUUUCUCUCAAAAAUGUGAUCUCACUACACACCAACUUGUUCAUACAAAAAAGAUGCCACAUUCGUGUGAUAUCUGCGAUAAAUCCUUCUCUCUAAGUCAUCACUUAACUGUGCACAAACGCAUUCAUACAGGAGAGAAGCCAUAUCAUUGUGAUACUUGUGGUAAAUCCUUUCCUACAAGUAGUAACUUAAAUAAACACAAACGCAUUCAUACAGGAGAGAAACCAUAUCGCUGUGAUAUCUGCGGCACAUCGUUCUCUCAAAAUGACCUCUUAACUAAACACAAACGCAUCCAUACCGGAGAGAAACCAUAUCACUGUGAUAUCUGUAGUAAAUCAUUCUCCGAAGGAAGUACGUUGAGAAAACACAAACGCAUUCACACAGGAGAGAAGCCAUAUGAUUGCGAUAUCUGUGGGAAAGCAUUCUCUCAAAAAACCAACUUAACUAAGCACAAGCUCAUUCAUACAGGAGAUAAGCCAUAUCAGUGUGAUAUCUGUGGUAAUUCUUUCUCACAAAAUUAUCUCUUGACUAAGCACAAACAGAUCCAUACUGGAGAGAAGCCAUACGAUUGUGAUGUUUGUGGUAAAUCCUUUUCUGUGAGUAGUAACCUAACCACGCACAUACGAACUCAUACGGGGGAGAAGCCAUAUCACUGUGAUAUCUGUGGUAAAGCAUUCUCUUUGAAUUAUUACUUGUUUAUCCACAAACGCAUUCACACGGGUGAAAAACCAUACCACUGUGAUGUCUGCAGCAAAUCGUUCUCUCGUAACCAUGACCUAACCAUCCACAAGCGUUAUCAUACAGGAGAGAAGCCAUAUCACUGCGAUGUCUGUGGCAAGUCGUUUUCUGCAAGUGGUAACUUAACGAAACACAUACGCAUCCAUACGGGAGAGAAACCAUAUCACUGUGAUAUCUGUGGUAAAUCAUUCUCAGCAAGUUAUAACUUAACGGAACACAUGUGUAUUCAUAAAUGAGAAAAGAAUAUCAUCGUUUUCUCCACUUAUCACUAAAUCAUCACCAUCAUCAUCAUUUAGCAUCCUCUUUUCCUGGCAUGGGUUAGAUGGUUUGACAAAAACCAAUGCAUGGUUUCUACAGCUGGAUGCCUUUCCUAAGGCCAACCACUUAACAGAGGGUACUAGGUGCUUUUUAUGUGACACCAGCACUGGUGAGGUCGCCAAGUACCCACAAGAUAAAAACCACUCAACUGAGUCAGGUUUAGACUGGAGAAAGAAAAAGUAUCGCAGAGGGAGAGGAGCAGAUUUCUUGCUGAAGAGGGAGAAAGACUGAGAACAAAGGGUGUUUAUUUACCUGUGUAUGUGUGCGUAGACGUCACUUUGGCGACAUCUGUUUCUGCCUUUAGGUUGUAAAAUUGCAAAUAAGCCACCCAUAUUAUUUAUAUAUAUCUCAUCAUCAUCAUCAUCAUCCAGUGCUUUAAAUCCGGGUUUUGUCCCCGUUAACGGGGAUGGCCAGAGCUACCUCAGUGACAUAAGGCAAUUUUGGAGCUGGAUUUUCUACAGAGAGGGAGCAUGCCCUUGCUUACCCCACAACCUCAGUUUCUAGACAUGAGUGGUCCCGAGACCAAGGCCUCUACUAUGAUUAUAUAUAUAUAUAUAUAUAUAUGCACGUAUCUAGCAUGAAGAACUUAAGCGAGCUGCACGAAAGCGCAUGGCUCAUAUAGCGAAUGGGGAAAGCUUAAUCUGCAAUGUUUGCAGUCGUGUAUGCUUUUCAUGAGCCGCAAAUGCAAAAUAUAAGUUAGUCCUAGAGCGCACAAUGUUCCUGAAGGUCGAUCACGAGUGGACGGCCAUCAUCAUAUAUAUAUAUAUAUACAUCUCUGGGAGAGCAGUGUCCUCUCCAAAUGGAGCUGCUCAGACACCCAUGCAGCAACCGAAUCCUACCGCUGUCUUGGGUGACAAGGAGACGACUUUAUAUCCAGCAUGCUCGGUCAAGAGUGGACAGCCAUCAUAUAUAUAUAUAUAUAUAUAUACACUCACACAUAUUCUAAUCAAAUUAGAAGCUCUUUUAUAAGAACUGCCUGAAAAUGUGUACUCCAAAAAAUAAAGAAUUUGUACCACUUUGAACAAGAA
This is a messenger RNA of Octopus bimaculoides (California two-spot octopus), 3789 nucleotides long. RefSeq lists its product as uncharacterized. Lineage: Eukaryota; Metazoa; Mollusca; Cephalopoda; Octopoda; Octopodidae. Gene Ontology annotation, cellular component: nucleus. Gene Ontology annotation, molecular function: RNA polymerase II cis-regulatory region sequence-specific DNA binding; DNA-binding transcription factor activity, RNA polymerase II-specific. The record is from RefSeq and is a predicted model, not a curated record. Gene Ontology annotation, biological process: regulation of transcription by RNA polymerase II.